This is a messenger RNA of Kwoniella shivajii, 957 nucleotides long. RefSeq lists its product as uncharacterized. Lineage: Eukaryota; Fungi; Basidiomycota; Tremellomycetes; Tremellales; Cryptococcaceae. The transcript has a single exon. The record is from RefSeq and is a predicted model, not a curated record. Bases 1 to 957 code for a protein of 318 amino acids.
AUGUCGACCGAAAACGAUAUCACGAUGAAUACAGAUGAUGCUGCUCCUUCCUCCGCACCCGUUUCUGUUGGAGGCUCAAUGAUAGCUCGCUCACAAUCACGAGACUCUUUCAUUUUCACAGCAUCGAAGAACCCCACAUCGAUAACAUUCAAACGACCUGUUACGCAACUUUCGUCAGAUUCGGAUUUAACUAAAGAUCUACCUUUAUUCGGAUGCCCAGUCACGACAAUCUACUUGAAACAGGCUGAUACAAGUGCAACGCCUGCGCAAGAUACAUGUACCGACGGGAGCAAGAGGACUGAAUACACCGGUGAUCGUCAUCCAUACUUACAUGUGUCUGAGAGCGCAUGUACAGUACUUGUUGCGAACAAAAGAGUAAUUGAUAACUUGAUCCAAAAGUACAGCUCAGCAUCGAAGCAGCUCAGUGCAAAGUCUGCUGAAAUCGAUGAUACUCUAUCAAAACUAUCCGAGGCCAAAACGAUCAUCGAAAAUAGUAUCCGUGACUUCAGGGUAUUUGACGAUAGGGAGUUUCGUAAAGUUUUGGAGGAAGCCAAGACAAAAACGGAAUCGCUCUUACAAGCUACUCGAGUUGCCUAUCAGGAGGGGAGACUGUCGACUCGACGAGCUGAGGUAUACGAAAACUUUGCCGAGCUUGAUGGACAAAGGCGAGAACUUCGAGACAGCUUUGGAUAUCAUCAAGGUCAGAAAAUCCUCUGUUGUAGUCUCGGUUUGACUGAGGAGAGCAAAUCUCACGCUAAGGAGGCGCGGUAUUAUAAUAAUCAGACCAAAAACGUCUCCAAAUCCAAACAAUGGGAGACAGUCCAGAGGGAACAAGAAUUAAUUGCAGGCGAAAAAUGGGAUGACUACAAAGGGUUAGAAAAGUACUUGUCACAAAUAGGAAGCUACGUUUAUCGAGAGGGAGGAUGGCAAGACAACGGAGAGCAAGAGGGGUAUUAG